UUGAAGUGAUAUUUAGUUGAUUUAUCUGUCAAUUAACAUGGUAUUCCUCACCAAACCAAUGACUUUGACUGUAGUGUGUUCAUAUGUACUUAUGCAGAAUGCUUAAUCAGACGUGUCCCUUUCGCAUUCUCUCAAGUCCAUAUGGCAGAUAAAAGGGCCAAAAUGAUGGAGGAACUGGUGUCAUGCCACUUGCAGUUUCCCAAGCCCAUUCCAUUGACAGUGACUGACGAAAACGCAAAUCAAACUACAUGUUCAGAAAGUCCGCGCGUUUUCGCCAAGGUGAUACCAUGCACUUCCCCCAAGAAAGGGCCAAUGGGCAGUGUACGGCGAUUGAUACAUUCAGUAUUGUGGCUUUGCACUUCUCUUAUGGCAACAUCACACGAGAUUUUCUUGACUACAUACUGAUUGAAGGCGACAAGUACUACGUGCAGUCUAAGUCAGCCAACAAUGUGACUGCUCUUCAUCUGUGCCUAGACGAGCUUUUACCAUCAGUGAUAUUUCGUGGUCACACUGUUGGAAUUGGUAUUCAGGCUGUAUGGGAGGGUUUCUUCAGUUCUUCGAUGGUCUUCAGGGACCUCACCACGGGAAUAAACUCUUUGAUGGAGAGGCAUGAAUCAAGCCUUCACGAUUCGGGGUUUAUGUACGUUGCUGGUACCAAGACAGUUGUCUUCAUCUCUCGUCUCGUUGGUGAAAAGAGGAACUUCUUCAUGUUCAAUUCCUAUCGUGUAGAUAACAAUAAUUGCUAUCCAUUCGCCAACCCAAAUAGAGGGACAGCCCGCCUUUUUCGCUGUCUGACAGUAGAAGCACUCACUCGUUUGCUCCUCAUCAAUCAAGGUGGUUCUGGUGUAUGGCAAAUAUUCUGUGUCCAAAUUUACCUCGAGAUACUUUUGAACCCCAUGGGAUCACGAGAUAUUUCUGUUGAAAGUUAA
This is a messenger RNA of Diachasma alloeum, 929 nucleotides long. RefSeq lists its product as uncharacterized. The record is from RefSeq and is a predicted model, not a curated record. The transcript has 3 exons. NCBI's taxonomy places the organism in Eukaryota, Metazoa, Arthropoda, Insecta, Hymenoptera, Braconidae. Bases 249 to 929 code for a protein of 226 amino acids.